Molecule: messenger RNA, 339 nt
Organism: Akanthomyces muscarius
Lineage: Eukaryota; Fungi; Ascomycota; Sordariomycetes; Hypocreales; Cordycipitaceae
Exons: 4
Coding region: 1-339 (112 amino acids)
Biological process (GO): regulation of mitotic cell cycle
Cellular component (GO): SCF ubiquitin ligase complex; cyclin-dependent protein kinase holoenzyme complex
Molecular function (GO): cyclin-dependent protein serine/threonine kinase activator activity; protein kinase binding; histone binding
Source: RefSeq, a predicted model, not a curated record
AUGGAUAUUGACAUGAGCCGCCGCAACAAGAGGCCUCGUCCCCUCUCCGACGACGAGCGAUCGCGUCUUGAAGAAUACAUUGACUCCAUCCACUACUCGGCCAGAUACAAGGACAGCGAAUAUGAAUACCGUCACGUGCAGCUUCCCAAGCCCAUGCUAAAGGCGAUCCCGGAGGACUACCAAGAUGCCUCAAAAGGAACAUUGAAGCUGCUGUGGGAGGAAGAGUGGCGCGCGCUAGGCAUCACACAGAGCUUGGGAUGGGAACACUACGAGGUCCACGAACCCGAGCCGCACAUUCUCCUCUUCAAGCGCCCAAUCAAUUACCAGCCCCCGCAGUGA